UAUUAAUCGUGUUUCCGCGGAACACAUGGUGUGUUAUAAAUACAAGAUUACUUUCCUUCAGUGUAUCACUUUCAUUCCACACUUGAUAUAGAUUAGUUGGAGAAAAUGUAUCCAGUUUAUUAUAUACUGCUGUUUCUCUGCGUGCAUCACGCUCACAGCGCUGACCAAGCGAAGCGGUCGGUAGGCUCGAUACCAAUCCGCCACACUUACUCAGAGUAUCACAACAAAGUCGCCGUCCCAGUUCCCCAACCUAUCCCUAUUGGCGUACCACGAGCCGUGCCCUACCCUGUCCAUGUGGGGGUGCCAGUGGACCAGCCCCGCCCUGUCCCAGUACCAGUACCACAGCCUGUAGCCCACGUUAUAUCCCGUCCUGUGGCCGUGCCCAUAGACCGUCCUUUCCCAUACCCGUAUGCACAACCAGUGCCGGUAACCGUCACUCAAGGAGUAGGGAUCCCUGUUCCUCAACCGUACGCUGUUGGAGUACCCGCUCCUGUGCCGGUGGGUGUUCCCCAACCUGUUGCCGUACCUGUAUCCGUGGGCGGUGGGUUAGGAGGAAUUGGGGGCCUUGGGGGUGUUGGAAUCGGAGCUAUUGGGGGAAUCGGAGCUAUUGGGGGAAUCGGAGCUAUUGGGGGAAUUGGUACUGUUGGGGGAAUCGGUGCUGUUGGAGGAAUAAGCAGUAUAGGAAUCGGCGGUGUCAGCAGUAUUGGUUCUGUUGCCGGCCAUUCGUCAGUAAUUUCUCCGUCUGUGAUUGGUCACGGUCACGGGUACGGUGGUUCUAUCGCAGCGUCUCACGCGCAUGGUCAUCAUUACUGAUUUUUGAACUGCAAGUCAUCUUCGUAUUUUAUUUAUUGUAGUUUACCAAAUAUGUAAAUAAGUAUACUUUACCUAUACUUUACAUAUCGUGCAAUAAUUAUAUUUUAAGUUUACGUUUUGUUUAUGUACUUUAGUCCUUGUCUGUAUUGUAUGAUUUCAUGUAUUUUGGGAUGGCACUAAGAUUUUACGAAUAAUAUUUUUGCCACUUACAAUUUUGCCUUUGUAUAGUGCCUAUUAUAAUUUUAUUUAUUGGAGUUUCAAACAAUGCUAAUGGCCAUUUCUCAUGGAAUAGAUAGUUUGUAUUGUAAACAUUUGUCUUUUAUAUCUCUGUUUGUCUUAUUCCUAUCUUGUAUGUCUAUUAUCUAAUGAGAGUGUAUCCUCCAAACCUACGUGACAAUUUCGUCAUAUCUUUUAUCAGUUU
Spodoptera frugiperda (fall armyworm) is the source of this 1234-nucleotide messenger RNA. RefSeq names its product tetra-peptide repeat homeobox protein 1-like. The record is from RefSeq and is a predicted model, not a curated record. NCBI's taxonomy places the organism in Eukaryota, Metazoa, Arthropoda, Insecta, Lepidoptera, Noctuidae. The transcript is spliced from 2 exons. The coding region runs from base 106 to 813 and encodes 235 amino acids.